GCAUCUGAUUCUAAAAUACCAAUCGCGUCCUUACUGCAGAUGCUUUGACGUUUACAGAAAAAUGGCGACGAGACCUUUAAAUCAACGCUUUUGAUUGGUUGUAUAAUAAGGGAAACGCUUAGAAACUUUCAUGGUUGACUCUCACUUAAAACAUUAAUGUGAACAUUUUAUUGUAGGCAACGGUGAAGCUGAAUUGCACGAAACUCAAUUUUUUUCAAAAUAAACAUAGAGGAGGUAAACAAGCAGAAUACAACAUAGUUGAAAGACCAGUUUUAUUAUAAAUCUUCUGAAAUAGUUAAGUCAUUGGCUAAAGUUCUAGUGCCAUAUAAUUUAGAGCAUAAUGAUGAAUAUCGCUUCGUUUGCCCGCUUGAAUAAUCUCAAUUCAAAGCAGCGAAAAGACUGUAUUUUGAUCAACGAAGUAAAGAGGUAUUCUUUUUUGUAUGAUAGAAAUGAAAUGAAUCAUAAACGGUCCAAGUAUCGUCAGGCUGCUUGGGAGGAAAUUGGUCGAAAACUGGGCAUGGAAGGUAUUGAUUGUAUGAAUCGCUGGAAGGUGAUAAGAGAUAGAUACAGGAAGGAAAAAAGGGAUAAAAUUCGAGGUCCUAAGUCAGCCCGCAUUAAAAGAUGGCUGUACUAUGACUUGUGUACAUUUUUAGACCCACACCUAGAAGAUGUUAAGCCAUUUGCUCAAGAACUGGAUGAAGUUAUGAAUGAAGAGAGCAUUUCCGCUGAAGAAGAAUCAUCUCAAGAUUAUCAACAUAUGAAAGAAGAAAGAGACUCAUCAGCGGAAGAACUACAAACAUCUUUUAAAGUUUCGUCGCCAUCUUCUACUAAUAUUUCAUCAGCAACAGAUUCCGCAGCAACUUUUAGUGUUGCAGGAUUGCAUGGUUCAAGCUCAUCAUCCACUGCUUUGAUGCCGCCAAGUACUUUCAUUAGGAUAGUUAUGCCUACAGACCAGCCACAAGCAACUAUUACUAAGCCUUCUGGUCCAAAAUCUCGUACACACACACCAGCAAAGAGUUCUCCUCGAAAAUAUGUUAAGAUCUUGCCUAAAACAGACCAGCCAUCUCCUCGAAAAUCUUCUAGAAAUGGAAGAGUACUUGAUGAUGACGAUAGCAUAGAUUUAUCCUUGUAUAAAGAUAAAAAAGAGCUGGAUACUAUUGAUCACUUGAUGAAUUUUAUGGGCAACACUCUAAAGCAGCUGCCAUUUAGAAGACAAAACAAAAUUUGCCAAGAGUUAACUGCUGUAUUUUUCAACAUAAUAACAAAUGAAGAGGAGGAAGAAGAUGACUCAUGACAUGUUUGAAGGACAUUUUUGCUUGAUAUGUUGAUAUGGGAUAGUAACUGAUUCACCUUGAUUUUAAAGGUGCAAAAAAAAAAAAGUCAGUCAAUUCGAAAGCAAUUUUUUUAUAUAUGUAUCUUUAUCUCUUUUGUAAAAGUUAGUCGUACAACAGUACUACUUAUAAAAAAAAAAAACUUGCUUAUUUAAAAUGCCAUGUAUUUUUAAUCGGAAGUUUAUUGUGUAGAUACUUUAUUGAUUCUCAAAAAGUUUGCUGGAAAAGGGUAAAAAAUAUUGAGUAAAUUUUUUUGUCACUCCUAUGAAAAAGCAAUGUUUAUUAUUCUUUGACGGUAACAGAUUUAUUCGAAUCUAAGCUGCCAUCGAUUCAAAGUUGUGCCCCAAGUUCUCUACAUAUUGUGAAAAAAUGAAAAUCAGUGUAAAAAGGAUAUCCCGUUUCGGCAAAACCGUAAUAAAAUAUGAGAGUUCUUUUUGUCUCUACUGUUCUUUCAGAGGAAUAGAAAGAAGAUUAAUUGCUGUUGCAUCCUUAUCCCCUUCACGAGAUGUCAGAAAGAAGAAAAUUAAGUGCUCGGACUUCUCAAAAUAACAGACGUGAGAUCCCAUAAUUUACAGUAAUUGUGGGGAAAAGUUGGAAAAAAAGCAAAUAAUAUAAAAUUAACUAUUUAAUAAAAAAAAAUUAUAUAAUAAUUAUUGUGAACAGAAUCAGAUAUUAUGUAUCAAAAGUUGAGAAUUGCUUGCAUGCAUUGCAGGAGAAAGAAUCGUAGUAUAAUAGUAAUUAGUAGUAUUAUAGAAUUUCUCUUCCUGGCUCUCUUACCCCAUUGAUCAAUGAUAAAAUUUUUGUUGUCAGUGACUAUUCCUCCGCUCAUGAAGCUGCUGUUGGUCUAACCGAGAGUAUCAUGCUCCGAAAACUCAAUUUCAACCACCCAGCGUAUUUUUCUCCCUUCGAUUGUAAGCCGAACCGGAUUCUCAAUAGCUUAGCAUAGGAUGAAAAGUGCAGCUAAGAUUCAAAUAAAUGCAGUAUUUCUGGAAAAAAGUACACAGCUUCUAGAAAGGGUCUGUUCACUGUUGGUUAUUUAAUACACAAUUUGUCAUAUAAUAGAAAAAUAUUUGUUGCAUACAUUAUUAAAUAUUUGUCUAUAAAUAUUUUUUUUUUGUAACCCGCUAAUCUCACCAAACCUUUUAUAGACUGGAUAACACAUACAAAAUUACACAGGAAGUUUUUGCAACAGUAUUAUUCAUUUAAAUGUUCUUUAAGGUCAUUAAAAUAACCUAUCUUUUUUUCUUUUACACAUUAAAGUUCUUUAUUAUUGUCUUCUUAGAUCAUGCCAUAUUUUUUAUGUGAAUUUUUGUACACACAUUAAACAACAUUUUAAACUUUUUCUUCAUUUGUUCGUAAUUACAAAGCUAUUGUUUUUUUACCUUCAAGAUAUUAGAAUUUUGAAGUGAGAGAUGUUAAAUGAAGAAGAAGAAAAAAAGUACUUCGAUAAAGUUUAGGACAAUUUUUUAGCAAGCAAAUAUUUUUUUUCAUUUUAUUAUUUUUUGUUGUGUGCGUGAAAUUCGGAGAAAUACAUGGUAACACUAUUUUAUAAUAUGCUUUACAUGUAAAUAAGUAAUAUAUGCAUUGAUUUUUUAAAUGAUCUUUUGGAAAGAUUUAAAAAAAUGUGUGUUUCACUUGAUUGAUUUUACUUCUAUUUGUUGAGUAUUUUCUAUGAAAAAAAGAACUUCCUACUAUCAGCAGCAUCUUAAGGCAAUUAUUUCAAAAAUCCUUAGCUUAUACAUGUCAGUAUUUGAUAAGCAGCACUUAUUAUGCAUCUUAUUACUUUUUGCAAGUCUUACUAAUUAUCCUAUAAUUUCUGUUUGUAUUUGCUAUAAGUUGUAAUAUACAGUGCUCAAAAUAAAAAACAGACUGCAUUGGA
Messenger RNA from Parasteatoda tepidariorum (common house spider), 3210 nucleotides. RefSeq lists its product as uncharacterized. Gene Ontology annotation, cellular component: nucleus; transcription regulator complex. The record is from RefSeq and is a predicted model, not a curated record. Lineage: Eukaryota; Metazoa; Arthropoda; Arachnida; Araneae; Theridiidae. Gene Ontology annotation, biological process: regulation of transcription by RNA polymerase II.